ACAACAGCCUCUCUGCUUAAAAAGAGACUUUUUUCUCCUCUUUUUAGUAGUUCUCUUAAGACUGAUCCUAUCGUUGCUUGGCUCAGCAGCUUUUCAGAAAGUCUUAUCCUUGCAUACAGCUGCUGUAUUUCAUUCUUUCUCAAAUACAGGAGAAUUCAUCUUCUUCAGCUGAGGCUCUCCUCUGUGAGACAUCUGAGGAUGAAGAGGCCUCCAAUCUUACUGCUAUGUGCCCUCAUAGGAGUCCUGCUCGUGGAACUCUCUCCUGAACUUUAUGCCCAGGAAGUUAUUGCAGGUGGAAAGCGAGACAUUGUUUUCCUAGUUGACAGUACAAUUGGAUCAGUGUCCAUGGUGUCUUUGCGGGAUUUCAUCAAGCGAUUUGUUGAGCCAUGGGUCAUCGGUCCAAAUGCAGUUCAAGUGGGCGUCGCGCUGUUCAACUCGUCCCCAAGCCUCCUCAUGGACCUCAACACCCAUGAAACCAAGGAGCAAUUGAUUGCUGCUUUGGGUGAAAUGAAACCAACACCAGGACAGACGGUGAACAUUGGAGCGGCCUUGGAUUUUGUGCGGUUGAACAUGUUGAUAGCUGAGAAAGGGAGUCGUUUUCAGCAGGGAGUACCCCAGCUUCUACUGCUUGUGACCAGCAAAAACUCCAGUGAUGCGGUGGAACAACCUGCCAGCGCCCUCAAGCACAUGGGUGUUUUGACUCUGGUUGCAGGCUCCAGGGCUGCUGAUGAGCAGCAGCUGAAGCAGAUUGCUUUGGCGGACCAACUUGUGUUCAUGACUCCUAACUUCCGAGGACUGUUUCGAAACCCGAGGGAAAUUGUUGACGCUCUGUCUACUCUGACUGGGGUGACAGCAACUGAAGCGCCCACCGAGUCAGUGGAGGCGAUCAGUCCGAAAAACAAAACAAUGCCGCCCCGAGACGUAGUCUUCCUUCUGGAUGGCUCAGAUCACAUUGGCAGCAGUAACUUCCCAUCUGUGAGAGAUUUCAUAAUCAACGUGGUCAGUCAGCUGGAGGUGCAGCCUGAAGGGGUCCAGAUUGGUCUUGUGCAAUUUGCUUCACAUCCAAAGGUAGAAUUUUACCUGAACAGCUAUGACAACAAGCAAGAUAUCGUGAACAGAACCUCUGAGCUCAGUCUGAGUGGAGGUUCGGUUCUGAACAUAGGCGCUGCCUUGGAUUAUACGCUGGUUCAUAUGUUCCAGCAAUCAUCUGGGUCACGAAGGAGCCAAGGGGUCCAACAGAUGCUGAUUCUGAUCACAGGUGGUCCAUCCCAUGAUCGGGUCAAGUCAGUGGCUGAUAAAAUGGCUCUAGCUGGUGUUUUGGUUUUAACUGUCAGCUCUGGACAAGCAGAUGAGAACCAGCUGAGAACCGUUGCCUUCGUCCCACGACUGGCUUUCCAUAAAACCCAUUUUAAUGAACUACCAGCUGUGGCACAACUCGUAAUACCAUUUUUAAGAAAUUUUUAACACCCAAGAACCAGAGCAAAUCAGUUACCGUACUUUCGCCACUAUAAGGCGCACAUAAAAGCCUGUAAUUUUCUCAAAACCCAACAGAGCGCCUUAUAAUUCGAUGCGCCUUUUUUGUGGGUAUUACGGUAAUCACCCUGAUCACAUGAGCAAACAACCCCUGCUUACUAAGCUGCUAAGCUAGCUAGUUCAUGCAGAACGCCAAACAUGAAGCUUCAGGCACGUUCUCCACCUCCAACCUGUCAGUCACCAUAAUCACACAAUUGUCCUCCACUCUCCUAACCGCGGAGCACGACGUGGGAAGCGGCUGGACGCCGGGCGGCAGCCUGCACGCUGCGAUUCCGAGAACGGCCGGCCCCCGCCCGGCAGCCCACCUGCCGGGACGCCGGGAGCGACUGGCCGGCUGCGGCUGAGCUGUCGGUGGGGCA
Molecule: messenger RNA, 1892 nt
Organism: Salarias fasciatus (jewelled blenny)
Lineage: Eukaryota; Metazoa; Chordata; Actinopteri; Blenniiformes; Blenniidae
Product: collagen alpha-3(VI) chain-like
Exons: 4
Coding region: 199-1464 (421 amino acids)
Source: RefSeq, a predicted model, not a curated record